CGCGUCGGAAUUAGGGUCUAGUCCUGCCCUGUGGUGUUCGCCCCCUCGAAAGUGCAAGAGCGCACGCCCAGAGCUGCGGGCAUUGUCACGUGCGGCCCUCUCGCGCGAGUUGGCCCGUCAGCGAUCUCGGAGGGGAUUGGCUGGAGCCAGGGUGGGCGCGGCGCUGAGGCUGUCGGGAAGAGAGCGGGUGUGUGCCGAGGCCCCCACCGCCCACCGAGACCUGAGCCAGACCUGAGCCGGGGCGUAGGGAGCGGCCCUUCUCGCCCAGCCUGCAGCGGGUGGGGUCGGCGUGCCUGGACCCUCGGUGAUCCCGCCCCGACGGCCGCCGCCAGCCCGCAGCCCCACCGAAUGGAGAUCCUGGACGAGUUCGACAGCGAGUUCCCCCAGAGUGUGACCUUCUGCCGGCGCAUAUCCGAGGAGGCCUUCGAGAGGCAGGCGGCCACUUACACGGAGCGCGCACUGCGCCGCCUCUUCCGCAGCCUCGACCGCAACCCGGCGCUGGCCGAGAGGGUGGUGCGGAAGGACAAGCAGGCCGAGUGCGAGCGGCGCGGGCUCCUCUCCUUCCUCUGGGCGAAGUUCUUCUGUGCAGUCCAGGGGGACCUGAACUUCUGCAACAGCAUGGGCGCCGUGGAGAUGCACCAGCGCCUGGAGCACCUGAAGAGGAGCAUGCACCGAGUGCACCUCUACUCCCAGAAAGCCAGGAAGAAGAGAAGGAAGCCAAAAGUAAAGAAACUAGAACCCGUCCUCUUGCGGAACCGGUCAACCUCCCCAUGCCUGCCGCCAACACUGCUGCCACCUCCACCACUGCCACCACCUGCCACCACCAUGUCCUCUGUGGUGGUCCGGUCGUCACCCUCUGUCUACACUAUGCCCAGGGUCUUUGGCCCCUUUCCUCCGCUGCCUAGCAAGUCGACAGAGAAAUUGGAAGUUUCAAGUUCUGAAGUGAAAUUAAACUGGCCUGGCCUGUCAUUGAACCCAAAGAGCCACAUGAUUAAUCUGACCCCCUUGGUCCUCAGACCUGGAGGCUUCCAUUUCUCGUACCUGCCCAGAAACGGUGUGCACAAGCUCCACUACCCUGGCUUCCCCUGGACCUCAGCCUGUAAUGACUCCCCCAGCACCGAGGAGACACCAGCCCCUCCUGUGGAGACCCCCGUUUUCACUCCACCUGUCCUGCUCAAGUUCCAGCCUGUGCCCAGACCUAGAGAUGACUCAGAGACUGACCAUGGCAGUACACAGUCUGUGCCCCACAAGCGGGGCCCAUAACCUCUUCCCUGCAGACUGUGGCGGAGGAAUGAAUAAAGU
Myotis myotis is the source of this 1302-nucleotide messenger RNA. RefSeq lists its product as uncharacterized. The record is from RefSeq and is a predicted model, not a curated record. The transcript is spliced from 6 exons. Bases 349 to 1263 code for a protein of 304 amino acids. NCBI's taxonomy places the organism in Eukaryota, Metazoa, Chordata, Mammalia, Chiroptera, Vespertilionidae.